AUGGCAAUAGGGUUGAAAAUGUCACAUAAGAUUGUUGAUGGCACCACAUGUGGCUCCUUCAUCAGUUGCUGGGCAAAAACAGCCCUUGAUGAUGGUGACAAUGAUCAGGUACCCUCCGUGAUCCCAAAAUUUGAUGCUGCGUCUUAUUUUCCACCACUAGAUUUCUCAAACUCAUCACAGCUAUCAUCAGCCAAGCUGGUGGGCAUCAGUAAACACAAGUACAUAACAAAGAGAUUUGUGUUUGAUGCCUCAAAAAUUGCCACCCUCCAAUCAUAUUUGGCCAGCCCUUCACCAGCUCAUGCGCCGACACGUGUCCUUGCAGUUUUAGCACUCAUUUGGAAAUGUGCAAUGGAAGCAUCAUCCAAAUCAUCAAACAUAGCACUGGGGUCAAGACCGUCUUCAUUAAGACUAACUAUGGACUUGCGUAGAAGGUUUGAGCCACCCUUGCCACAAAACUUGGCUGGGAACGUUGUUAGUAAUUUAAUAGUCAUCGCUACAGCAUCGUUAAUAAAAGGUCAAGAAGAGAGUGAUGAUGAGACGAUAGAUCUAAAAGACUUGGUUGCCAAACUCAGGAAAGGGUUUGAGCAACAGAAAGAAACUUAUUCUACAAAACAACCAUUUGAUUCUAAUAAGGCAUGGCAAAGAGUUCAAGAAUAUAGAAAGUUGAGAAGGAAUGUUGACAUGGACCAUUUAAGCUGUGCAAGUUGGUGCAGGUUUGCUUUUUAUGAAGCUGAUUUCGGAUGGGGAAAACCGGCAUGGGUGAGCAUUCCUAGUAUUCCACUUAAGGAUGUGGUUAUUUUGAUUGAUAAAAGAGAUGGCAAGGGAAUAGAAGCAUUAUUGACUGUGAGUGAAGAAAUCAUGGAGCAUUUUGAAAGCAACCCGGAGCUACUUAAAUAUGCUUCCGUAAAUCCAAGGGUCAUGUAG
Prunus persica (peach) is the source of this 924-nucleotide messenger RNA. Its product is annotated as BAHD acyltransferase At5g47980-like. The transcript has a single exon. The coding region runs from base 1 to 924 and encodes 307 amino acids. The record is from RefSeq and is a predicted model, not a curated record. NCBI's taxonomy places the organism in Eukaryota, Viridiplantae, Streptophyta, Magnoliopsida, Rosales, Rosaceae.